Messenger RNA from Moneuplotes crassus, 724 nucleotides. The record is from the annotation of a GenBank genome assembly. Lineage: Eukaryota; Ciliophora; Spirotrichea; Euplotida; Euplotidae.
UUAUAAUGGACGAACAGAAUAUAGUAAAGAGGCUGCUCAUACAAGGCGAGGAUAAGAUCGGAAACUACAGAGAAUUCGAUUAUGAGUCCUUGCCUCCAAAUCAACUGAAAACCAUCAAGUUCUUGUCCUUGUUUUCCAAGUACAAAGGGACUAUUAUAAAAUAUAUUGGAACUUCUAAGUCUUCCGUGGAAGAGAAAAUCGCUUAUCUCGAGAAAAACUCUAUGAAACUUGGUGUAGAUCUCUUCAGUAAACUCGAGCAAGCAAGGCUAGAAGUAAACAAUGGUUAUUACAUCUUUCCAUACCUAGCAGGGUCGAUUACAGUUCUUGGUGUUCUGAUCAUGGCAAGAUUUUCACCCAUGACAUCCAGAUUAUAUCGUGAAUUUGGAUAUUCAGCAUUGUUAGGAUUCAGUAUCAGCAGUGGAUAUAUUUACUACCAGAAGCUCAAUUACUGGGAUGUGGUCAACCAGACCUAUGACUCACUUGAAGAGCUUAUGGAGAAAUAUCCUCAUUUGAGGCAAGUUGAUGAGAAUCAGGGCAUUAUUAAGAACUUUGGAAAUAGCAUAUUUAACUCAAUGGACGAGAAUGACGUGACUAACGAGUGGGAUGAAGUCACUGAUAAUGAGAUCAGUGUGUUCGAUGGUACUGCUGAGGAAGAAGCUCAAAUUAAUAGAGACCAAAUUAUGAAAAGGUUUACAGGCUAAUUUUCAAUAUUGAAGCUUCAAUC